AAAACAAAAACCUCGCAGUGCAUUAAAAAAGCGACACACACAAACUCGCCUAUCGGUGAAAUUGGGAGGCAGGUUUUUUCGCUCUAUUGUUUUCCGAUUCGUUGUUGCGUGCGGUCGCACCGUGUGUGAGUGUGCGUGUGUGUGUGGACCGUGAAGAUGAGCACAACACACUGCAUUCCAUAGAGCGAUUCGGGCGAAUGGUGAGUUUUUGCGUGUGUGCCUGUGACCCUUUUGUGCAGUGUGAAAUCUCCCCCUUGUGGCUGCUCCAGAAUACGGGCCGAAAGAAUUCUCGCAAGGGCAGCGGCGCCACAGGCAGAAGCAGCGCGGCAUAGAAGCAAAAGAUGUGCUAUAAAGUGCUGCUGUAACAUGCUCGUGGUGAGAUAAAUCUGUACCCCCCAAAAAGUGUUGUGAGAUAAGUUACUCAUCAAACACACAUCCGGAAGUGAGUGAGUCGCUGAGUGAUCGAAGGGCGGCAAAAGAGGUCGUCUAUGCGAAAAUUCUUCAAUUUAAAUUGCAUUUCUAACUACUUCCUGCUGAAAAAGUGAUCGGAUAGAGUGUGUGAAAUAAAGUCGUGCAUUUGCUAUUACUGGAAGAAAUGAAAUGAAGAAGUGAAAUAAAUCGCCAAAUCGAAUUGUUGCCCCCAACCCGGAAGCAGCUGAAGGUUUUGGUGGUGUGUGUGUGCGUGUGCGGCACAGUAAUUUUCAAAUUUAAAGAAAACGCGUGUCCCCCCCGUGUGUUCUGUGACGCAUCAAAAGCGUAGCGAAAAUCUUCGACAAGAAUCACGCACCGAAAAAAAAAGAGAAGUAAUAAAUAGAGGCCCCCAACACCAUACAACGCGAACCGCCGUCCGGUGGGCGCGAAAUCCCCCUCCCUCCAGGCAUGAGCAGCGGCGAAUGAAAAUAAAUAAAAGUGCUAAUCUUUUCUGAUGAGCAAAAUUGGCCGGUGCUACUGCUACCACACCGCUGCUACUACCUAUUGCUGCGAUCGCGGGUUCGAAACGUCUUCGCCGUCGCUGCCGUGGUUCGUUUCCGGUCGCCGAUGGCCGACGGCGGCAAACCCGAGCCAGCAACCGUGAACCGGAGCAAAUUCCCAAUGACGCAGGUCGCAGGCAGCAGUACCGCCGCAGCGUCUACCGCGACGACGAGAGCGACGACGAUCGUGAUUGAUCGUAAAGUGGAAAAACGUAGAACAACAAGCAGCCGGAUCGCCGGAACGAUGAUGUGGUGGAGGAAGAUUGCCGUCAGUGUGGCGGUGCCCCCGACGGCCAGCCGAAGAAGGCAGUGUAGCAGUAGCAGAGGCAGCCACCGCCGCCGGCUACACCAGUGGUCCGUGCUGUCCGCUGCUCUGGUUCUGCUGUUGCUGCCUAGUUUCAGCGAUUGGAGCUUUGCCAAAGCAUCGACAAUUCACCGACACACGGCUGAUGAUAACGAUACGUCGCCGUCGGCCGGAGUACAGCAGGCGAAGGAUCAACAGCCACCGACCGGGAAGCAGCAUUCCAGCUCGACCGAGAACGGUGCAGGGGGUGGUGCUGGUGCGCUGGCACCAGCCUCCCUGCAGGCAGCAUCGCCGCAAACGAUGACACUGACGGCGGAUAAAAAUAAAACCAAACUACUGAAAUGUCACUGCGACAUUUGCAAGGACGAAAACUUUGUGUGCGAAACGGACGGCCUUUGCUUCACCUCGCUCACGCGUGAAGCGGACGGUUCACUGAAGUACUCCUACAGGUGUUUCGAUCUGAAGUACCAUUUGGGUCCGUUUACCUGGAACUGGUGCCGUAAUAAGACGGAAAACGGUACAAACGAUCACUACUGUUGCUACGGGCCAGAUUUGUGUAAUUUGUCGCUCAAACCCGCGACGCCCAUGGUGGAAGCCCAAAAAGAGGAAUCGUACGGUCUGCGAUGGAUAUUAUUAUUAACAAUAGUGGCGGUAAUGCUGCUCUUAGCACUGUUCGUUGGGGUGCUGAUGCUGGGCCGUCGCAAGCGCAACAGUGGCGCCCGGCAAAUCCUGCCGGAGGACUCGCUGUGCGGUGCAAGCUAUCCGAUCCUGAACGGGCACACCACCAUACAGGGGCUCAUUGAGAUGUCCACCUCGGGGUCCGGUUCUUCUGGACUACCUUUGCUUGUGCAGCGCUCGAUCGCACGUCAAAUACAGCUGGUGGACGUGAUCGGCAAGGGACGCUUCGGUGAGGUGUGGCGCGGCAGGUGGCGCGGCGAGAAUGUGGCGGUAAAGAUAUUCUCCAGCCGCGAGGAGUGCUCGUGGUCCCGGGAGGCCGAAAUCUAUCAAACGAUUAUGCUGCGUCACGAGAACAUUCUCGGCUUUAUUGCUGCUGAUAAUAAGGAUAACGGCACCUGGACGCAGCUCUGGCUGGUGACGGACUAUCACGAGAAUGGGUCGCUGUUCGAUUUUCUCACUGCCCGCUGCGUCGAUCCGGACACGAUGCUCGAGAUGGCGUUCUCGAUAGCGACCGGGCUGGCCCAUCUGCACAUGGACAUUGUCGGUACGCGCGGCAAGCCCGCGAUCGCUCACCGGGACCUCAAGUCGAAGAACAUACUGGUGAAGUCGAACCUGACGUGCUGCAUCGGCGACCUGGGGCUGGCGGUGCGUCACAUCGUCGCGACCGACACGGUCGACCAGCCGUCGACGCACCGCGUCGGCACCAAGCGCUACAUGGCCCCGGAGGUGCUGGAUGAGACGAUCAACGUGUCGCAGUUCGAUUCGUUCAAGCGGGCGGAUGUGUACGCGCUCGGGCUGGUGCUGUGGGAGAUUGCGCGGCGGUGUAACGUCGACGGGGUCUACGACGAGUAUCAGCUGCCUUUCUACGACGUGGUACAGCCCGAUCCUACCAUCGAGGAGAUGCGAAAGGUAGUCUGCGUGGACCAGCAUCGUCCCAGCAUACCGAGCCGCUGGAUUGCCUGCGACACGCUGCACGCAAUCUCGAAGGUGAUGAAGGAAUGCUGGUAUCAGCAUCCGGCCGCCCGGCUGUCAUCCCUCAGGAUCAAGAAAACGUUGGCGAAUCUGCGCUAAGCGUGUGCUGCCUGUGCACCAUUCUAUCGAUCUCCUGUACACCACAGAUGAUGACCGUCGGCGAUGGGAAGACAGGAAAAGCAGCGCGCACUGUUUUUAACGUACUAUUUAACAUUUAUACCGUACGCUCCCUCUCUCUCUCUGGCGUGCGGUAGAUAAGCAAAUGGGAAUCGAAAAACAGAAACGAAUUUGUGUGUAUGUGCGCUCGUGCGUGUAAAGCUUCAUCGCAACAGGUGAAGAUGGGAACUGAUAGCAGAGAGUGAAAACAGAGAGAGAGAGAGAAACAACAAACACACACACAGCUAAGCUAACUAUAAAAAACCCAUUUUAAUCGUAAGACCUUUUAGUUGGAUAAGGAUUGGAGAGGAAAAAGGGUAGCCGUGUGUGUGGUAUAUGUUUGAUAUAGUGCGUAAGAUGAGCAAAACAUAUAAAACGAUGGAAUGAGUGGGAUUUGCGUGUAUGAAAAAGGAUGAAACCCUGCGUGAACGUGAGAGUGUCAAGCGCGAGUACUGAGGAGGCAUAUUGCCCUAUUAUAUAUAAACACACAUACACUCCUAGCAGUGAAAGUACGCCAGAAGCGUACAUGGUGUGGCGUCACCAUGUUUGAGUUGUGUAAAGCAGUUUGGGUUCUAGCGUGAAGCAUUUCGGGACUUUUGUACAGGAAAGUACGUAUUCGGAGUGAACAGUUUCGUUUCCAUCAAACGCACUACCGGGCAGAGCACGGCGUUGAACAGACUAGAGCAAACAAAGACUAGAAACAUAUCCACUUUUCGGUUUUUACAAAGCAACAACCCGGUCAACCAUCAAAAUUGAAAGCAAAACAACACUGAAAUAGUCGCGAACGGGAGGGUAAACUCCUUGCAAAUAACAGUUAAAGUUUUGCACCACCUCCAGAACAACGUGAACGAACACACACACACAAACCACAGGAUAACAAGUUAACGAAUCAUAGUGCGUACAGUAACACGACAUACAGUGGAACACGCAGAAACAAAACGGCCAAUUAACUAGUGCAACCGCUACAAGGAAUAUUGAACAAAGCAAAAAUAACGAAGCAAAAAAAAACAACAAACUUCAAUACCUCCAGUUUUAUUUCGCAGCAGAUAUAGCUACAUCAGAAACGAGAACGAGACGAAAAACAGGAUACGGGCGAGACCGACUAGUGAUGAUGAUGAUGAUGAUUAUGUGUACAGUUCGAACAUGUAGAUCAUAACGUAUUGCUCUAACGGGCAGUAGGUAGUGUUUGUAGGUUUAGCAUUUUGUUUAGCAACGAUACAUUUACGUAAGAGGUAAGCCGCAUUCGAACGCAGUUUCCAGUGCAACCCCAAAAAGCUUACGAUGAAAGCUUCUCCGUUUGUGAUUUGUCUGUGUAUGUAUUGACUCUUUUUUUGUUCGACGUUUCGGUUUGGCUAAUGAUUUGUCGAAAGCGUACGCCAGCAUAUUGAACCCUGGAACCGGUGGAUGCACCGUGGUUGUUUGGACUGUUGUGUUUCCCAUUUGACACAGAUACCUGUUUGUACAGAACGUGUUUUGCCAUUCUGGCAAAGAAUUGAAGGAGAGAAAAAAGAGAAAGGAAAAAAGAAAGAACCCCAUUGACACGUGAAACGGAAACGGAAAGAUACAAAACUCUUACAAAAGUCUACAAAUCUAAACAAAACCGGAACAUUACCUGUAUCGAUUGCUUCCACAGAACAUACAUAAAUACAUAACUACAUAACAGACAACAAUACGAAAGAAAAGAAUGAGAGAUAGAGAGAAAAGUGUGCACAAUACAAAUAGAAGAAGAAAAAGACAAGUUAAAACCCCUAAUUAUGCAAUAUAUAUAGAAAACAUCCUUUAGGAAAGGUACUUUAGAUUACAAAAGAUGUAAAACAAAUGAUGCAAAUUAUAAAAAAAGCAAACAAACUGAAGUGUUAAAACACAAACACACACACAGGAAGAACACAUGUGAGAUGUGUAACAAACAAUGAAAUCUGCUCAGAUGCCCGAUAAGUUCAGCUACAGCCGUCGGCGCUCUUUUUCUGUGAGUGAGGCGGCUGUACAAAUAGAAACGUUCAUCUAGAAGAAAAAAACGCAACAUGAUACUGCCGUGCAUGAAAACGCAAACAUAAUAACCAAAAUCCAUAAGCACACUACACGACACACACACGUACGUAUGAGAUUAAAGAAGAAUGCUGCUGAUGGCGAACCCCGUAGGGGGCACACAAAUCUUGUCAAAGAUUGUCAGCGGUCGGUCAGUGCAUUCUUCCACCCUCCCCGCAUUCCGUUCAGGUGAUUCAGUUCAAACUAUAAAAUAGAUAAGUAUGUAGGGUAAUCCUCGUGCUCAGACUGUGCGGUAGUAACAGGACGAUCGAACGCUCCGCUUUUUUCCCCCAAAAGAAGUAACCUCAAAUGCCCCUGACACUACUUAAUACGACUACGGACGGCUGCAUUGAGUGUGAGGCAGGGCGGCGAAAGCCGAAAGCGAAAUGGGUAGAACAUGAACAAUCAAACCGUUUGCCAAACAUUCUUCCAGAACAACAACGUGAACCCUCCCGAUCCACAAACACACACACAACCACACAAUCCACAAUCAACAAUCAACUCCUGCCACAACCCUAAUCAGAGGUAGUUAGGACUCGGGCGGCGGGAGUGGUUUGAGUGUGAUUUUAUUUUCCUGUUUAACGCUACACAACAGCUACUGAUAAUGGCGCUGAAGAGAGAAACACUAAUAGAAGUAAGAUGUGUCCCGGUAGUAAGAACAAAACAAAAGAAUACAACAAACAGUUUCAGUUGGAUGUACAUUUAAACGAGACAGCGAGUGAAAGAGAUCUGUCGAAUAGUCGGGGAUGGUUGAACAGAUUUUCGAAACGCAGAUUUAAAACAGUCAGAGAAGGGCGUAGGAAGGACACAGUUAAAGAUUAUGACGAGGAGCACUACUGUUAACGUAAGAGAAGAGGACAGCGAUCGUUAGUGGGUGGUAGAAGCGAAUGGGGGUAAUAAUUGUUCCUUUCAAGGCACAGUAAAGCCAAUCUACACAAACACACACACAGCUACUCGUAUGAUUCCAUUAACUAAGAGGUUUAAUUUGACCGGUUUACUACAUGUUUACUAGUUGCACACCAACCUUACCCAACCCGACACACAUAGCACAAGUAAUUCCCUAUUGUAAGGGAGAAAAGGUUUAUUGUUAGUAGUUGGAGUAGCUUUUUAUGUUUUCUACCAUCUACUCACACACAUACUUUACACCAAAUAUGUUCGAUAAUAGCUCGCGCUAAUCUCUGUAACAAAGCUUCAUGUCGUCCUGUCGGUAGUGCACACGAAUCUUGGUCAGCCCGCUGCAUGUUUGAAGCUACCUCCAGGCGUACGAAACAAAGGCGUACACUUAAAAAGGCUAAAUUGUUUAGAAUGAUCUUAUUGGUUUGUUCAAUACAAAGAUAGUUUGGUUUUGUUGGUUUUUUUUUAUAAUUUUCUUCUAUUUUCUUGCUCUUUUAGAUCAUAUUCUACACGUUUGAUGAGCCAUUAUGGGUUACUUACUGGUUUUAACGUAUUUAUUCGAAAUUUCUUAUCAUUAUCCUUAUUCUUUCUGUUACUUUUCCAUGUUUGACCUGCGUUGAUUUGCGUUGAGUGAAGCCUUACACCGAUCGGUACAAAGCUGUAGUUCAAAUAGAUGUUGGUGUGUGAUAGCAAUAUUCAACUGUUGAACAACUAGACGAUUGAACAAACAAAAAACAAGAAGCGAAGAAGAAGAAGAAUGCGUGUGUUUUGUGAGUGUGCAGAUGCUGACCAGGAUAUUAGCUACGGCACGGCACGGUCACGACAUACAAAUGCUCCUGUACAGUGAGUGCGCUGCCCGUUACAAACUCCCAAAAAGUUACACAUUCUAUACCGCGGAUACACCUACACAACCAACCUCCAACAGCUUACCAAAACAAACACAAACAGACCAAAACCUGCAAUAGUAUUAGGUGUGAUGCACACCGUCCUAUAUACCAAUAGAGCAACCAGAGCAACUUCCAACACAAUAUUACCAUAUUAACUCUACAAUACCACACCAUUUUACCACACUCAUACAAACGCCAUAGCCAAACACACACACACAUACAUUCAAUACAAUAGAAGCAAUAGUUGAAACGUUUAUUUUGUAUUCUGAUUUCUUUUUGUACCAAGCAAAAGUGUGAUCAAUAUUUCAAUUUGUUUUUUUCAUUUCCUAUGCAUUAUUCUACUGUAGCUACUUCUCUGUGCGUACUAAACAAUAGCUGGGGAAGGAUUGUAGUACGUUAUAAGUUUUUGUAACUUUAUUUGAUAGCUUUUAAUUAUCAUCAUACUUUAAUUCCAUUAAAAGGUUUAUUUGCUUCUUGUACAAUUGCGUUAACGUAAAGAAGAAAAGAAACACUAAACUCGUUCAAUAGCAAUAGUAAACGUCCUUGUCCAUAGAAAAGAAAAACAACGCCCUUACUGAGCACGUUUGUCUUGUAACAUUUACAAGAAUUCAAAUGUAUAUUGUGAAGUACCUUUUCUUCUUCUUCUUACCCCUUAUUGUGAAUGCCACUCUUCAGUAAUGCUCUUUGUACACUGCUAUAAUCUGUUCUGUUACAAAUGAGAAUGAGCAAAUGCAACAAUGAUGAUGAAAGAUGAAAAUGGAGAAAAAGAGCGCAACACAUAACAGACCUGAUGUUCAUUAAAUGUUCUAAAACCGAGUGGUUCGUGUAUUAAACAAAAGAAAACGUGAAUGAAACGAGUGAAGCUGAUUGAAGACAGCAAAAAAACAGAAUAAAAAUGAAUUUUCAUAUUGGAUAUAAAAGAAAUAAAAGAUAGAGAGAGAAACAGAAAGAGAAGAAAACAAAGCAGUUGGCAGGAAUUGAGUUUGGAAGUUGGAAAACAAGAUGAAACAAACAAAUAAAAGCAGAAGUAAAAAUACAACUAAAGAAAAGAAGAAACAAAAUCAACUCAUACACAAUUUAUGGUAAAACAAAUAGACAGUUGACCUCGGGGGGGGUUUUCCCAUUUCCCCUCCGUAUCCCUUUCUCCCCCAGAGCAUCUAAACCAGUGUUAUAAAGCAAAAGAGAGUAAAGUCUACAAACAGAAGAUUUAACUUAAACAUAAACAGGAGCAAACCACACCAGAAAAGAGUGGGAGGAAAAAGCAGAAAAGAAAAAUAGUAAAGUCAAACAAGGGAGAAAGAGAAACGGCAGUGGAGGAAACAAAUGAACUGGGGAAACAGUAUAACAAACAAAGUUGUUCAAAGAGAGAAGAAAAGAAAGCAUGUAAUGAAAAGUAAUGUUAAAAGAGAAGAAAGGAAAGUAAAAAAAAAACACACACACACACUAAACUAUUUAACACAUCGUUGCAGAGAGGGAGAGAGAGAGAGAGAGAGAGAUGCAAAGAGGUUAAAUACUAUUUGCUAAAAACAUAGAAGUUGCUAAGUAAGAAGCAAAGAAAAGAAAGAGAAAAGCUGUUGAAAAGAGAGAGAGAGAGAGAGUGAGGGGUUAUAGAGCGAUGAAAGCUUCUCGUCAGUGUUUAACGUUUACUAAUCACACACUACCUACGACCUACGACCUUUGAAUGUUUCCAAACACGAUUAGAAUGAUGAGUGAGACGACGUUUUGGAACUCGGCAACGGAACGGAACGAUGGAAUGAUCCUGUUUGCUCAAAUGUGUGUAUGUGUAUGUUCGCCACACUGCUGUGUAAGGAAAGAGGAGUAAGAGAGAGAGAGAAAGGAAGAGAAAAUCACGUGCGCAUUUCCCACAACGUGUGCGGUCUAAUUUCCAGUGAGAUUAAAGUCCAAAAAAACUUAAGUUGUUCCUCCUGCACCUCCAGCAAUAGGAAGCGCAGUGUAAAGUAAAGUAGAGCCUAAUAAUCCAGCACACACCAGUAAAUACCUCGAAUAUCAAGUGUACGGUGGUUCCCGUUUUCUUUGGUUUUUGGUUUGCUUUUUGUUUCCCACUUGACCGUCGUGUCCCCAGUUAAUAAUAGUAUACUUGAAGUCAUUUUAAGUCCCUCCUCCUUCCCCUCGCUCCCCAGCAAACAAGGACACAGUACCUAUCUCGCCCGUGUGUGCCAUCGCGUGUAUGCGUGUGUGUUAAUACACACUGUAAUAAUAAUACUGCAAAAAAACAAAAGGCCCCGCAAAUGUAACGUAAUUGAGAGAAAGAGAGAGAGAGAAAUGGGAAGGCGCGAGCGUGUAUGAGUUGGGAUCGACACGAUCGUUACGUUCCCUCGAUCGUGUUUUUUUUUGGGUUUAAAAUACGAUUGCGAUAGUGUUUCUUAGUGUUAGUAGUACAGAGAUAGCAGCACUAUAAAGCGUGGAUACGUCACACAUGUAUAAGCAGAGAAAAGGGUUUUUGGGGUUGAACACACCCACCUGACCACAUCCACACAGACACAAAUCCUUAUUCGAUGUUGGGGUAUGAGUUGUUGUCUCCAAAUUGGGUUUAAAUUUAUGGAUAUACAACCAAAACAGAUCCACACACACACCCUGUAGAGGGAGGUAGCGAUCGUGUAGUACACGUUAGGCUUCUACAAGUAUAAUAAAUUACAUGAACGUCGAUUAUAAUUUUCUACCUCAUUUAUUUGAUAAUUAAAAUACGUUCACAAAUGACCCCGUUGGGCGAUAUGUAAGCGAAGGGGCGCGCACGAUGGGUUUAAGUUUUUGUUGGUUUUUUUUCUUAUUACCAAAAACCAAACAAUACAUCCACAUACCUUUACUCAUCUCUCACACACACACACACACCAUUAUACAUAGGCUCAUAUCAUUCAUAUAUUGUGCGGUAGGCUGAUUAAGUUAGUAAUUAUUUUAAAUUAAAAAUUAAACAAGCGAUUGCUUUAAAUUUUCCUUGUAAAAACUGACAGCCAGUGUGUCAAAGAAAGAAGAGACAACAUGAAUCAAAAUUGAUGGAUUUGGCUAUGAAGUAAUGAAAAAAAGGUGUAACAAAAACGCGUACAAAGUACGGAAGAAGGAAGUAACAUUGAAGAGCAAAUUUCCAACAAAAAAAAAAAAACGAAAAACACUUGCUUAAGAAAAGCAUAAAACAAAGUGAUGAAAUCAGCAAGCGAACAGCAAACAAAAAUGAAUAAAUUAAAACAAAUCGGCACUGAAUGUGAACAGGAAAGAUUGAAAUUGCAACAACAAGAAAAGUAAUAAAACACCGAACUAAAGCUAAGCUUUGGUGAAAAAAUGAACUGGUUUUGGACUGCAAAAAGUAGUAGCUGCAAGCGAAAUUAGCGUAGAAGGGAAGAGAGAAAAAGAGUGAAACAGUUUGGCUAAAAGUAUGAAAACUGGAAAACUAUAAAUCUGAUAAAUUGCUUUGUUUUGAUUGCUCUUACUCUUGAUUGUUGUAUGAGAACAAUACGAUGUAAACGAAUAAUCAUAUUGAAUUAUGUUUCUUGGUUUUUGACAAGCGAUACCCCGGCUACUACGAUGAGUGGUGGAGGAGGAGAAGAUUGUUUUCUUGUAUGUUUGCUGCACAGAAGCAUCAUUCAUCUGCGCUGCUUAUUAUUAUCAUUAUUAUUAUAGCACUAUCAUUAACGCUUUAAAAACAACAUUAUGAUUAUGAAAAUCAUCAUUAUUAAAACUAUUACGAGGAACGAGACACAUAAUUAUUGCAUUACACUCGUACACUCGAACAGUUUUUAUUGUGAAAAAUUGCCCCUCAACUCACUAAACACACAUACACAUACACAUAUUAUUCAUGAUUCAUGAUUAUUCUAAUUAUUGUAAUCCUAUAUUAAGGUGUGCGCGAGUGUAUGCGGCGUGUGAAUGAGAAAUAUGUGCGAAACAACAAACAAACAAACAAAAAACAAACAAAGGCGAACAUUAUUCUCCAUGCUAAUGUGUUAAGAAUAAUUAAGAAAACAGAAAACACGUGCUAAAAGAAACGUGUAUUUUGAAGGAAUAAUACGGGGAAAUGAAAGAGAGAGAGAGAAAAAUAAAGAGAAGAGAAUAAAACCUACAGAUUAAUACAAAACCGAACUGUAAUGCUAAAGGUAAAGCAAAACAAAAAAAGAAAAACUAACCCAUAAAACAUAAUUGCAGAACGUUGAAAUACAAUUGGUGAAGAAAGAAAAGAAAAACCGAUUGAGUUUGCAAAACUGAUGCAACUAUGUAUGUGUACCGGAUGACUAUUUAGUAUUGUUUAUUUGUUCCUCUAUCCCCUUCCCUCCCUCCCAUCUUCCCUUUAAUCCUUUUCCUCUUCUCACCGAAAAAAAAACACACACACACAUAACAAAUAAAAUAAGUAAAAUCCUUACAGUAAAGCAGGAGGAAAAGCAUGUAAAGAAUAAGUAAUAGUUAAGCAGCACAUUUAGAACUAGACGGCAGGGUGGAUGGACGAUCGGACGGUAGAUGAGAGAAAAGAGAUAAAUAUUAACAUUAACAAAAAACAAAAAAAAACUAGCAAGUAAGAAAUUAAAGUAAACACAACCACAUACACACACAUAAGUUAAUGAAACACAGAAAUGGGAUAGGAAACGAAACAAACAUUCAAGCUAAACAUAACAAAGAAGAAACAGAUAAACAGAUACAAAAAAGAGAGAGAUAGAGUAAGCCAACAAGGAAAAAGAUAACAAACACACAGCAGUAAAAAAGAUGCAAACACAAAAAUACACUAUACAAAGCACACAAUGCAUACAUACAUACACAGAACAAACCCCCGAGAUUUAAAAAUAACGAAAGAGGAUGCAACAAGAAAAGUAGAAGCAGAAAGUAAAAACAACAACAGAAAAAGAAGAAGAAAACAAACAAAAAAACACAAACACACACACAAGAAUGAAAAGAGAGAAAAACAAAAAACAAAAAACCGUGAUCGAUUAUUGUCUUUUUUGUAACAAAAAAUGAUUAAAAAAAUGUGGAACAACCAA
Molecule: messenger RNA, 11863 nt
Organism: Anopheles coluzzii
Lineage: Eukaryota; Metazoa; Arthropoda; Insecta; Diptera; Culicidae
Gene: babo
Product: TGF-beta receptor type-1
Exons: 9
Coding region: 1039-3024 (661 amino acids)
Biological process (GO): nervous system development; activin receptor signaling pathway; protein phosphorylation
Cellular component (GO): plasma membrane; activin receptor complex
Molecular function (GO): activin binding; ATP binding; activin receptor activity, type I
Source: RefSeq, a predicted model, not a curated record